This is a messenger RNA of Epithele typhae, 537 nucleotides long. RefSeq lists its product as uncharacterized. The record is from RefSeq and is a predicted model, not a curated record. Bases 1 to 537 code for a protein of 178 amino acids. NCBI's taxonomy places the organism in Eukaryota, Fungi, Basidiomycota, Agaricomycetes, Polyporales, Epitheliaceae. The transcript has 2 exons.
AUGUCCCACGAGUGCGCCCCCUCGCUCAACGCCGCCUUUGGGUGGCAAGACCCUCCAUACCCUCGCCAGGAAGGCGACGUUUUCUACCCCACGGUCGGCACAAUUACUCCGCCGCAGUUGACCGGGGAAUAUGCCCCCCAAAAUCAAGGCGCGCCCGUUUCAUCCGUGGAGCAGCAUUCCUUCAUGAUGGAGGAAUGCCGUACUAUUCUGGGGAGGGUCCUCGCCACCAACGCCGCUCUGGUGAAGGUCGUGGAGGCUCUGGAACGACGCGUGGAAGAUCUUCAAAACAUCGCCGAAGCUCGCUCCGCCCGCCUUCAAGAGCGAAACUUGGACCUCGUGUCCUCUCUGAUGCUCAUUGCGGACAAUCUGUCUCAGCGGGCGGACGAGCUCGAAGACGGCCACCCCGCUCCGCACUCAGAUCGGGGACGUGUCGACGGAAGGAUGCCAGGGUCAGAGCGGGGUGUUCCGUGGCCUUCGUCGAGUAACUUUUUGGAGAGGUUGGCGGGACCAGUGUAUCCCUGGGAGAGGUGGGACUGA